AUGGACCCAUCAUGGCAAGAGGAUGCGCGUCGCGCUGUGCGCAUGGGGCUUCUCUUCGCAGAGCGCAGCAUCGACGCCGUGCUACCUCCGGCAUGCCUCGCAGAGGCUGCAGCUGGCCUUCCACCGCCCGGCAUCGAGGAUGCGCGCACAGUUUCCCAGGUCCGCCGCGAGGGAUCUCGGCCAAACCACGCAGUGGGCUCCCCUCGGCACAAGCUCGCGAUGCCCCUAAACCUCCUGCAGUCCCUGCUCGCCCUCGCCUGGCACGUGCUGCACUUCCAAGAUGCGCUACUGGGGCAAUCGGCGCAGCGCCGCCAGCCAUCACCACACGGAGCUUUGCACUUGGGGAGCAUCGCGGCGCCAGUGGACCUCCACCCCGAGUACGUCCACCCCUGCAAGCAUCUCGUACUUUGCAGUCUCGUGAAGGCUGUGGCCGCGCUCGCUCCCGCAGUCCAGCCAAAGAUGGCAGCUCGCCCUCCUUUAGGAGGACGAGGAAGUAGCACCGGCACACCUUCGCAGCCAGCUCCGCUCACAGUAUUUCGGUCUGCCCAAACAGCUACUCAAGCGGUUACUCGGAAGGGCACGGCCAAGCAGAAGCGAGCCAACCUUACCACCGUCUCUGCUUCCCCCACCUCACCGACAACUUUGAAGCCUGCGACCUCACCUCCAUUGCGUCUGCCGGCAGGGCUACACAUUAUCGGCUUACCCCGACGGCCCAACAUCAGUCAGUUGGAGGCUCUUCUGAGCCAUGUGGCGGGAAUCUCGCCCUCACUGGCUGCUCUGGAGCCCAGCUUCCAGCUUGCGCAGACCCGACGGAGUUCUCGCAAGUCCCCGGCUUUCUUCUUGUCGCACGUCGCCUUCGCCACGCCGGGCCUGGCCGACCGCAUCCUGAAGGAACUCCUGCCAGCGGCGAGCCAGGACCAGCAUGGUCGAGCCAAGCUUGCGUCUCCUGUGGGUACCCUCAAAAUCUCACUGGCCAGGAGGUCAGUGACACCGGCGCUGCCAGCGCCCGAAGUCGACUCCUCAACCAACCCAGCCUCUUCGUUCCCAGCUGCGGAGCUCGACCCGCCUGAUGAAUCUGGUCCCUCGGUCUUCUUGGGGCUUCGCCUGGUCCAAUUCACAGCGGGUGCUUCGGAAGAGGGCUGGACAUGUGUGUGUUGUCGAGACGACAUCCUGGCCACUGACAAGCUCGUACGACUGGAAUGCCUCCACGUAGUACAUUCAGACUGCCUUGAACGUUGGCUCAACGCCCCGCACGCUCGAGGUCGUUGCCCGGAGUGCAACGCUCCAGUACUUUAA
This is a messenger RNA of Symbiodinium natans, 1296 nucleotides long. Lineage: Eukaryota; Dinophyceae; Suessiales; Symbiodiniaceae. The record is from the annotation of a GenBank genome assembly.